AACGAGUGAAAAAGUCAUUGCUUGGUUAAAAAUGGUUGAAUUUAAGUUGCAGAAGUUGAACACCACAUCAAAAACUUCCAAAAAGAAACCAUUAAAUUUCUGAAAAACAAUACUAGGUGUAGCUCAUUUGCUCAUUGUGUAUUUCGUGCUUAAAAUUUAAAUGAAUGACUAUCAUCGAGAUUAUACAAAGGCCUAAAGCAGAAAGACAAGUGACCGACAAAUUCCAGAAAAAAAUAUUUUCACGACAGUGGUUUUCAAACAACGCUUAUCGCAUGAAAAACUGAAAAAAAAGUCUACAAAAGGACAAAUAUAAUUGUAUUCUAUUGACAGACGCUUUCAAUUGGACAAUAGUAAUUUGUGCAUUUUGUUUUUAUUUUUUAUUUGGUUGCCGGGCAUCCAUCAGUCGACUUGUUUCGUCCCAAGUGAUUCUUAAAUAUUAAUUAAGCGUGACAAUACACUUUGUGUAAAGUAAAGAUUUCCUUAAACUCGUGUGUAAAUAUAACAUUUAACUAAAGAAACAAAACAAAAAUUUAAUUGACCAAAAAGAAAAGUAAAAAAAAACGACAAAAAAGAAAACACAAAAAUUUCUCAAUAACUGUGAUGGCAUCUGCUGACAAUAAUAACAUCGCAGUGAAUAUUAAAGAUUUGAAAAUGUUCGAAUCGUUAGAUUUGAACGGGAGUGACCCAACCGAUUGUUCGCUGGAAGAUAACAGCGGAUCUUUUUCCGAAGAUCAGGAUCAAGAUUGCAAAGUUUGCAAGCAACACCUGGAAUCGCCACGUGUACUAUCUUGCUUGCACGUUUUUUGCGAGAACUGUCUGACCAACAUUUUGAAUAAUGACACGAAUGACUCGAAAAUUAACUCGAUUGUCUGUCCAGAUUGCAAACAGACCACUACGGUUGGACCGGCUGGGGUUGCGUCGUUGCAUAACGACUACGUAUUAACCAACAUCCUUGAUCUGAACGCUGUUGAACCAUGUUCAAUUGCCUGUACAUCGUGCAAAAGUAAAGACAAUGCAAUGUCUCGUUGCAAUGAUUGCGCAAAUUUUUUAUGUGCCAGCUGUGAUAAUGCUCACAAGUAUAUGCGCUGUUUCGAAAACCAUAAAGUAGUUUUACUGGAUGAACUACGUGAAUCUACGGAAAAGGUUGCUAUCCAUAAACCACUUUUUUGUCAGAUUCACAGCAGUGAGAACCUGAAGUAUUACUGCUUCAAUUGUCAAGUUCCAGUAUGUAACGAUUGCCUGAUUGCCAACCAUAAGGGUGCCGAGCAUCAUUACGAAUUGAUUGCGGACGCUGAGAAACGUAUGCGCGGCGAAAUCGAAAAACUAUUGAUGAGUGCCAAAGCCAAAGUGGAUUAUUGUGAUGGAGCUGUUGGGAAUUUAAGCAAUUCGUUGACCGAACUGCAGAGCCAACAUGACAGCGCUCGUGAGCAAAUUGAAGAUAAUUAUCAAAGUUUCAAACAGAUCUUAGACAGAUGCCGUGAGAACGCGUUGAAGGAAUUGGAAAAAUUGCAUUCGGAACGAGAACUGAAAAUAAUGGACUUGCUUCAUGAUGUCGAAAAAUCGGUUGAGAAAAUCGAGCACGCGUGUAAAUUUACCAAAAAAGUAUUGAACCAAGCUAAUGGCACGGAAUUGUUGAGUCUGAAGAAAAUCAUUGGAACGCAAAUAAUCAACUUGAUCAAACACGCUCCGCAAGUGGAUGUCAAUUUUUCAUUGGACUUUGAUUCCAACUACGACAAGUUCAAUGUAAUGGCUCAGGACACAUUCGGUAAAUUCCGUACUGAAUUAACGGUUGUUCCCAAAGAGAAUACGCCGCCUCCAACAUUGCCUGGCAUGCCGCCGGUAUUGGGUAAACCGAACGGUAAUUGCAGCAACAGUUCACCGGGAACGUUAACCGGAUCAGUUACGACCAGCAGUCCGAUAUCCCUAACUACCUCAAUGCAAUCAUCAUUCGACGGAGACAUGUCCCAAUUGAGUAACAAUUACAUGAUGCCACCACAUGUCAUAUCACCGAACUCGCCACCGAUCGCACCGAAUUCGGGGCCGUCGGCUGUUUCGGCUCAAAAUAACAUAUCGUGUUUGAGUAUUGCUGAAUAUAAUUUACACCGACUCGCCAACAUUGGCAACAUUGCCGAUGCCGGAACUGAUAUAACCGAUGGAUUAUCGCCGACGAAUGCCAGUCCAUCUCCACAUCUGACACUUGCCGACUUGAUUUCGGGUGAUCAACGCGCUUUCCACAGUUUCCAAGCAAUGGCAAAGAUGGGUCUAAAUAACAAUGGAAAUUCAUUGAUGCAACGUGGAUCAUCUCCUGGAAUGGACAGCGUUUCUAUGUUGAAUGAUUUCAUGCCACCUCCAGCAGCAAUAUCACCAAUCGGCACAAUGUCUUCAACGCUUACCGAUGAUAUGGGACUGACAAUGAAUGGUCAAGUAAAUGGAGCCGGCCGUUCGAAAGCUACACCCAUGCAAAUAAGAUGUAAAUUUGGUUCGUUGGGUGCAUCAAAGGCACAAUUCAAUUCUCCACAUGGAUUUUGUUUGGGCGUCGAAGAAGAAAUUAUUGUGGCAGAUACAAACAAUCAUCGCAUCGAAGUUUUCGAGAAGAAUGGUACGUUCAAAUUUCAAUUUGGUGUACCUGGAAAGGAGGAAGGACAACUGUGGUAUCCACGUAAAGUGGCCGUUAUGCGAACAAACAGCAAAUUUGUUGUUUGUGAUCGUGGUAACGAACGCUCUCGUAUGCAAAUAUUCACCAAGAACGGUCAUUUCAUCAAAAAGAUUGCUAUUCGAUACAUUGACAUAGUGGCUGGUUUGGCGGUUACAAAUCAAGGACACAUUGUCGCAGUUGAUAGCGUUUCACCAACCGUUUUUAUCAUAUCCGAGGAUGGUGAACUAGUUCGUUGGUUUGAUUGCAGCGACUACAUGCGUGAACCAUCAGAUAUCGCCAUAAGUGGUUCUGAUUUCUACGUUUGCGACUUCAAAGGUCAUUGCGUGGCUGUAUUUACCGAAAACGGUACGUUUCAACAUCGCAUUGGUCAUGAAAAAAUCACAUGUUUUCCAAAUGGCAUUGACAUAUCCGAUGCUGGUGAUAUAUUAAUCGGCGAUUCACAUGGCAAUCGUUUUCACGUUGCAUGCUUUUCGCGCGACGGUGUCCUGCAAUCGGAAUUCGAAUGUCCCUAUGUAAAGGUAUCACGCUGUUGUGGUCUGAAAAUAACCUCUGAAGGUUAUAUUGUUACGCUCGCCAAGAACAAUCAUCAUGUGUUAGUUUUGAACACACUCUACAUUCAGUGAUUGACAGCCAGAGCAAGAAUCUUGAAACCAAGUCGUUAAAUAAUGAUCUCUGUUUUUUUUUUUAACUUUUAGGGUUACAAAGAUGGGUUAUUGGCCCGUCGCUCUUUACACAUACACUUAGUUAGGUAUUAGUGGUAUAGAUAUUGUACAAUUAUUUUACUUAUUUUUUUUCUCUUCUAAUUUUUAUUCGAGAUAGAGAGCUUCUUUAUUUGAUUGGCUCUUGUAAAACCGGUUUGUAUUUCAUAUUUAAGCAACCGAAUUCACUAAGACAUUUGAGUAAUGAUUAAUAUUUAAAAAAAAGAAGAAGAAAAACCUUACUAUGAAUUUUACAUCGUAACCGAUUCCUUAAUUUCAACAACAAUUGUUUUGUGAAACAAAGCUUUUUUUUGCCUUAUAUUGUUUAAACAUUUUUAUCGUGAAACACUUAAUUUUGUUAAUUUUGAUUUUGUUUCUAACUUUUUUUUUGUUUUUUAUUUUUACCUUUACGUAACUCCAACAACAAUUUCUAAACUCUUUUGUUUUGAUUUAAGUUGUCUAGAAUUUUCUUCGUUUACUCCAUUAAUAACCAUUUUGUUUACUAGUUAUACUGUGUAAUAUUUGAGUGAGUUUUGUAUAUACACAGACAAGAAGAAAUAAAACAAAAACGAAAAAUUGAAUUUUUCCUCUUCAUACUAACCCAGAUAAAAUACUGAAAUUGUUGAAAUAUGAAAGUCAUACAACCGAACGGAGUGGAUUUUGUUUCUUUAACAACUUUUAUUAAAAAACAUUUUUCGGUUAAUUUUUUUCCAAUUUUUGUUUUUGUUUUUGUCGAUUAGCCAAAUUUAGUUUUACGAAUCAAUGAGGUUUGUGGUAAUUUAAAGAAGAUGAAAAAUUACUUUACAUGAAAAAAAACGCUUAUUUACUAGAUUUAGUUUUUGCAUUAGAAAUUAGAAAUGAAAUGAAAGUAAUGGACUCGAUAUAAUGAAUAAUUUCUUUGUUCGUUCCAUUCAUUUCUUUUGUUUCUCCUUGAAUAACAAAAAAAGGGUGAUUUAUCGUUUUUUUUUGUGCGAGAUAUUAUCGGUUUCGCUAAUAUCUAAAACGCGCGAUUAUUGAUACAUCAAAAAACAAAAUAACAUCGACAAAAUUACCUCUUAAUUUUCAUGGUCCGCGCUUAUUAAUUAGAAA
This is a messenger RNA of Bradysia coprophila, 4443 nucleotides long. RefSeq names its product E3 ubiquitin-protein ligase meiotic P26 (gene mei-P26). Lineage: Eukaryota; Metazoa; Arthropoda; Insecta; Diptera; Sciaridae. Gene Ontology annotation, cellular component: nucleoplasm. The record is from RefSeq and is a predicted model, not a curated record. Gene Ontology annotation, molecular function: zinc ion binding; protein binding; ubiquitin protein ligase activity.